Molecule: messenger RNA, 675 nt
Organism: Coccomyxa subellipsoidea C-169
Lineage: Eukaryota; Viridiplantae; Chlorophyta; Trebouxiophyceae; Coccomyxaceae
Exons: 1
Coding region: 59-241 (60 amino acids)
Source: RefSeq, a predicted model, not a curated record
GCAUGCAAAAGCUCGCUUUACACGUGCAGGAGCCACUUCUGGCGAAGAAUACGAAUAAAUGACCGUAAUAAUGAAAAUGGAAGCUUCCUCCGAAAACAAGAAGACAACACUCGCACUCAGCAGAUGGCAGCUAUAUUAUAUGGAAAGCAAUCAAAGCGCAAUUAGCCUGUGGUUGUUUGAUCAGAUUCCAACUCGCUUUCUUUCCCAGCAGCUGCUAGCAAGCUCACCCGGCAUUCUCUAAUUCAAUGUAUUGGACUGAUGUGUGCUUCAGGGGCUUUCAAUGGGUUCACAGCGCCAAUCACUCGCCGGCAGCAAGCUCUCAGGCCUAAAUUCACUUGUGUGUACACUGGAAAUAGACGGGUGCAACAUUCGUCCGGGGCUCCAUUGGAAAUCAUGGUCCCCUUGAUCAAUUUUGCCAGUGGUUCACAUCAUUUUGUCCUCGCUUUUCCAAGACUUCUCAUUCCAACUUUUUUAAAACAAAUCAUUCGAGGUUGGCGUCUGCAUGACACCAUUCAUGCAGGGCUAGACAGCCUGGCGUCAUGUAGCCAAGCCUGACAGCUAGAAACAAAAUCAGAUGCACGUCAAAAGUGCAUCUGCUUUACGGUCUCCCUCACCUUGCUUCUUGUAGCAGGCGGCAGCGUUGUGCCGGUCUUGCUCCUGGCAUUUGCGGCUUCC